AUGUCGUUCAAUGAAAAGUUUCAGGCUGGUGAGUCGUACGGGGACUCUAAGGAGGAUCCGGCGAGUCUGCUGAAUAACCCUGAGAAACUCGUUGCGGACCUCAUGAAGGACUUUGCUGGUGUUCGAAGCCAAGCUAGUCCUGCUCAACUCCUCGGCCUUGUCAAGGAACUUCUCCAAAAGGGCCAGCCUCUUGAUGACAAGAAGGGAACUACUGAACUCCUCAUCGGUAUCCUCACUGCCCUUCCUGCAUCCUCCAAAGCUCGCACAGCUCUCACAAACAAACUCAUCGACACCCUCUGGGGCAACCUUCAACACCCGCCAUUGAGCUACGUCGGCGGCGAUGUCAAGUACGAUGUCGUCAACUCUGAUAAGCCAGCCCACAAGCAUAACUGCGACCUCUACGAUACAAUUGAGUUCAAAGUCCCAGGCACUGAUGUUCUUCUUCGAGAGCAAGUGCCCCAAGCUCCAGAUGGUCUGCAUCAGUACCGCAUGCCAGACGGUAGCUUCAACAACAUCCUUGAGCCUAACCUAGGCAGAGCUGGUACACCGUAUGCCAAGUCUGUCAAGUCAGAGAAGAGACUUCACGGUGUUAAGCCUGACCCUGGUUUGUUGUUUGAUCUUCUCAUGGCGAGAGAUGAGACGACGUUUCAGGAGAAUCCAGCGGGUAUCUCGUCAAUGCUGUUUUACCACGCUGCGAUUAUCAUUCACGAUAUCUUCCGUACAAACCGUACAGAUAUGAACAAGUCUGAUACCUCGUCGUAUCUUGAUCUUGCGCCGCUGUAUGGUUCUUCACUGAAGGAUCAGCUUGAGAUUCGUACCAUGGAGAAGGGCAAGCUUAAGCCUGAUACCUUUCACGAGAAGCGUCUUCUUGGUCAACCAGCUGGUGUCAACGUCAUGCUUGUACUGUACAGCCGUUUCCACAAUUACGUGGCUGACAUUCUGCUGAAGAUCAAUGAGAAUGGACGCUUCUCAAUGUCAGUACCGGCUAACGCUUCCGAGGAAGAAAAGGCAAAGGCUAUUGCAAAGCAAGAUCACGAUCUCUUCAAUGUAGCUCGUCUGAUAACUGGUGGCUUGUACAUCAACAUCUGCUUGCACGACUAUCUUCGUGCCAUCACCAACACUCACCACUCCGCGAGUGACUGGACUCUCGAUCCUCGUGUUGCAAUUGACAAGCAAUUCGACGGCGACGGUGUCCCUCGAGGUGUUGGCAACCAAGUCAGCGUUGAGUUCAACCUCCUCUACCGCUUCCACUCUUGCAUCUCCAAGCGAGACGAGAAAUGGAUCAACAACUUCUUCCUCAAACUGUUCCCCGGCCGCAAGGCUGAGGAUCUCCAGGACGUCAGCUGGACUGAACUUGGACAGGCUCUGCUCACUUUUGAGAAAAACACUCCCAAGGACCCUAGCGUUCGUACCUUUGAUGGCCUUGAGCGUCAGGCUGACGGUACUUUCAAAGAUGAGGAUCUUGUCCGUAUUCUCAAGGACGCCAUGGAGGAUCCUGCUGGAACUUUCGGUGCUCGUAUGGUCCCCAAGGCUCUCAAGGUCGUUGAGGUUCUGGGCAUCAUUCAGGGCCGCAAGUGGCAGUGUGCUUCGUUGAAUGAGUUCAGAGAGUUCUUUGGUCUUAAGCGCUAUGAUUCGUUCAGCGAGAUCAACUCGAACCCUGAUAUUGCGAAUAUUCUGGAGAAGUUGUACACUGAUCCUGACAUGGUUGAGUUGUAUCCUGGUCUCAUGAUCGAGGACAUCAAGCCCCAGCGCAACCCUGGCUCUGGUAUCAUGCCAACUUACUCUGUCGGUCGAGCUGUUCUGUCUGACGCUGUUACCCUCGUGCGAUCAGACAGGUUCAACACCAUUGACUACACCGUGUCGAACCUCACUGCCUGGGGUUACAACGAAGUCCAGCAGGACUACAAGACUCUUGGUGGUUCAAUGCUCUACAAGCUCAUCCAGCGCGGUGUACCAAACUGGUUCCCAUUCAACUCCAUCGCAGUCAUGCAGCCCAUGUACACCAAGAAGGCCAACGAGCAGAUCGCCAAGGAGAUCGCACCCCCUAAGGUCGCCGUUCUCACCUCAGGACCCGCUAUCAAGCAGAUCCUCAGCAACACAAAGCAAUACGUCGUCCCCUGGCUCAAGCCUCUCAACACUCUGUUCCCGGGGAAGAAGGACUUUGGCUGGUUCAUGCUUGCGGGCGAUCAGCCUCAGAACUACACUCACCGCGCCAACUUUUCCAAGGCGAUGAGCAAGAUUCCCAACAUGCACAAUGCAGUCCACGCGUUUAUUGAGCGCGAGGGUACCAAGCUCAUCAACAAGGAGACCUUCACUCUCAAGAAGGGUCUUGACCAGAUCGACAUUAUUCGCGAUGUCGCUAUUCCUCUCAACACACAGCUUCUCGCUGAUCUGUUCUACUUUGAUCUUAGAACCGAUGAGAAUCCAGAUGGUAAACUUGGUGUUGCAGAGCUGUACCGCAGUCUUCUCGACAUCCGUAUCUGGGGCGUCAACAACAAUGAUCCCGCCCAGGCAUGGAACCGUCGUCGUCGUGCUCAAGAGGGUGCCAAGAGAAUGAUUGAGACGACAAAGACUAUCGUCGCGGAGGCUGACGCUGGACGUCCUCGGGGUAUCGGACUGGUAUCUGCCGUUGCUAACAGGAUCGGCGCCAGAUCUUACCUCAAGAAGGACUCGCUGCGAUCUUGUGGUCUCAAGCUUGUGGAGGAGUUGCUUGCUCAGGGAAAUAAUGUUGAUCAGGUCACGGAUAACCUCUGGCUUACUGCCUUUGGUGGUAUUGGUGUUCCCGUCACUGCUUUCUACGAGGUUCUGUCGUUCUUCCUUCGUCCUGAGAAUGAGGCUAUCUGGGCUGAGGUCCAGGCCAUUGCUCAGAAAGGUGAUGAUGCUGCUCUUCACGCCUACGUCGCUGAAGCUCAGCGUAUGACGAGCUCCCAGCGCAACGUCCGUGUUGCGACAGCACCAGGCGAGGUACAAGGCCAACCCAUCCAACCUGGCACCGCCGUCGUUCUCAUGCUCGGCGAGGCUGGCCGUAAUCCUAAGGAGGUUCCCGACGCGGGCAAGUUCAACCCCCAGCGCAAGAAAGAAGACGUCUCAGCCUUCAGCUACGGCCAACACGAAUGCAUCGCCAAAGACGUCGCCCUCGCCUUCGUCACAGGCCUCAUCAAGCUCGUCGCCGACCUCAAGGAGCUUCGACCUGCUCCUGGACAGAUGGGAACUGUCAAGACUAUCCAGGUUGGCACUGAGAAGGCUUACCUCAACGAUAGCUGGUCAUACCUCGGCUUUGACGCAAGCACUUGGAAGGUUCACUUCAACGGGCAUGGAAGGGGUCAGUUUGAGGGGGAGAGGGUUCCGACGAAGAGUACCCCUAUUCAGGAGUAUUAUUACUUGCUUCAGAAGAGAAAGGAUGAGAUUUUGGGGAAAUAG
This is a messenger RNA of Fusarium fujikuroi IMI 58289, 3420 nucleotides long. Its product is annotated as related to linoleate diol synthase. The coding region runs from base 1 to 3420 and encodes 1139 amino acids. The transcript is spliced from 6 exons. Lineage: Eukaryota; Fungi; Ascomycota; Sordariomycetes; Hypocreales; Nectriaceae. Gene Ontology annotation, biological process: response to oxidative stress. The record is from RefSeq and is a predicted model, not a curated record. Gene Ontology annotation, molecular function: monooxygenase activity; peroxidase activity; heme binding.